CUUAGUCAGAAACUGUCUACCUUCGAUUAUCGUGGAAGUGUAUCGGAAGCGUUGACGUUUGCUUCAAAUUUAUCUAUCAUUCUGCUAGAUUGCAGGAAGACGCAAAAUGACGGCAACAGAAAUUACCGACACUACGAUAAAUACGCACACAAUCAAUAAUGUUGUUGAAAAAAAUAAUGCAAUCGUAAAGAUGGAAAAACUGAACGAAGAAGAUGAAAUUAAAUUGGAAGACUUAGCGCCAGAUGGUGGUUGGGGAUGGAUUAUCGUAUUAGCAAUGAUAUUAACUUUCUUUACCACGAUAGGUCCGUCAUCAUCAUUCAGUAUAAUCUUCGCCGAAUUUCUCGAGGCGUCCGGACAGGCAGGCAUGGCAUCAAGUUUAUUCAAUUCUCUCUUUAUGAUCACCUAUUCUCUUGCGAGCUUGCUUACCGACACAUUGCUGAAGAGACAUACUCCAAGACUAAUUGGAGUUGUGGGUGCAAUCUUCUUUGCGUUACCAAACGUCGCUCUGGCAUUUGUUAGAAACAUAUACGAUGUCGCUUUCAUCUGUUUUCUUCAAGGUUUUGGAUUUGGCUUUAUUAUUACGAUCUCUAACACGGUUUUCAACUCGUACUUCGUGAAGAAAAGACCAAAAGUAAUGUCCGCAUCGCAAAUCGUUAUUGGACUUGGCUCAAUCGUAUAUCCUAUGUUGUGCGGAUGGUUAUUGACGGAGUAUGGUUUUCGCGGUACCGCGGCAAUCGUAGGCGGGAUCAGCCUUCACAGCAUUGUCGGUAUGUCAUUGAUGCAUCCCGUGGAAUGGCAUGCCAAAAAGCCGGAGGAAGUUCGUGCUGAAAGAGCGCACGAGAAAAAACAACGAAUGUUUCGAGCAAUGUCCAAUCGUCGUUCAACCAUCGCCGUGAUUCACGUCUCUUCUAAAACUAAAUGUAGCAGUCUUCUUAGUCUCAAAGAAGAAAAUGAAAUGCCUUUGCUAAUUGAAAAUUCUAAGCUUUCUACACAAAGAGUUGCGUCAGUCUCAGCUAUCGAGAAUGGAAUUCGCGGAAGUUUGGCGCGUAUACGAGCUAUCUCAGCCUCCAACUUGGUCAAUUUGGCGAAUCGUACGAUUUGUAUAUUGAACGAUACACGGGAAAUUCUGGAGAAGAGAAACAAGGAGUGGCAAAUAAGUAGAGAAAUCAAAGAGGAGCAAGAGAAACAAGAUAAGGAAAUUCAGGAGAAGGAAGAGAAACAAGAUAAAGAAAUACAGGAAAGGGAUGAAAAACAUGAUCAAGAAAUCCACGAGAAAGAAGAGAAACAAGACGCUGAGGGGCAAAGCGUUGAAAAGAAGAUAAAAUUCAAAACCAUUCUGAAGGAACUUGUGGACAUGUCUUUGGUGAAAAAUUUAUGUUUCCUAAAUUUAUGCUUUGGUGUAAGUUUCGUGUGUACAUCCGACUUUGGUUUUUCCUCUCUUCUUCCUCUUAUAAUGACCGAUGCGGGAUAUACGAAAUCGGAAGCCGCAAUAAGCAUGACAGUUAGUGGAAUAGCCGAGUGGACGUCAAAAAUUCUGCUAACAAUUUUUACACUGGUAGUAAACGUAAAGCAGAAAUACAUAUUUUUCACAGCUACAAUCUUCAUGGAAUUCGCCAGAAUAGGAUUUUUGAAGUACAGCAAUACGAUUAUGAGCGCAUAUAUUAUGAUAGCAAUAGUCGGUGCCGUGCGAUCAUGGUUGCUGGUUCCGCAACCUCUAGUUAUUAUAGAAGAGCAGGAUAUAAAAAAAUUCGCAUCGGCUUAUGGUAUCUACUCUGUCAUCAGCAGUCUAGUCACAAUAAUUUUUGGCGCUAUUAUAGGACUAAUUAAGGAUUGGACUGGUAGUUAUGAAAUGUAUCAAAUCUCUCUACUAGUGUUAAAUAGUGCAUUUAUUUUGCCAUGGAUUUUGCAAUUUAUCUUUGUAGACUUUAAAAAAUGGCGAAAACAACGUGCGAUAAACCAAAAUGAAAUCUAUCGAUUAUGAAGGAAAAUAAAAAAAUACAGAACAAGAUUUAAUAAC
Molecule: messenger RNA, 2017 nt
Organism: Pogonomyrmex barbatus (red harvester ant)
Lineage: Eukaryota; Metazoa; Arthropoda; Insecta; Hymenoptera; Formicidae
Biological process (GO): monocarboxylic acid transport; transmembrane transport
Molecular function (GO): monocarboxylic acid transmembrane transporter activity
Source: RefSeq, a predicted model, not a curated record